AUGUCUUUAACUGAGAAAGGUGAUUUAGGACAAGGGAUGAAAGCUAUAGUGAAAUCUGUUGAUAUGUCAGAGGAAAUGCAACAAAAAGCAGUAGAAAUGGCUUCGAUGGCAGGUGAGAAAUAUAAUGUCGAGAAAGAUAUGGCCAUGUAUAUCAAGAAAGAAUUCGAUAGGAUUUACGGGACUACAUGGCAUUGUGUGGUGGGGAAAAACUUCGGUUCUUUCGUAACACACGAAACUAAAAACUUCAUCUACUUUUAUCUCGGACCUAUCGCUAUCCUCCUCUGGAAGACUUCGUAA
Molecule: messenger RNA, 297 nt
Organism: Tremella mesenterica DSM 1558
Lineage: Eukaryota; Fungi; Basidiomycota; Tremellomycetes; Tremellales; Tremellaceae
Exons: 3
Coding region: 1-297 (98 amino acids)
Biological process (GO): microtubule-based process; cilium assembly
Cellular component (GO): cytoplasmic dynein complex
Molecular function (GO): dynein light intermediate chain binding; dynein intermediate chain binding
Source: RefSeq, a predicted model, not a curated record